Messenger RNA from Paramecium pentaurelia, 1780 nucleotides. The record is from the annotation of a GenBank genome assembly. NCBI's taxonomy places the organism in Eukaryota, Ciliophora, Oligohymenophorea, Peniculida, Parameciidae.
AUGCAAAGCUCAAACUUAUAUUUUGUAUAUAAUUCUGGAUCUGAAUAAUUUUGGAAGAGAAAAGAUUAUUAGUUAAUAAAUGACCUCAUGUAAGGAUUGCUCCAAGAUUCGAGAGAGAUGAUAACACUGUAUAAAACAGGGAAAAUAUUAAAAAAGUAUAUAGGUAGACAAUAUAAAACCUUUUAACAACAUUUGUUUUAUUUUAGAGAGGUAUAAAUUUUUAAGUUAAUAGAAAGAAUGGAGAAUUGGGAGGAUUUGUUGUUUUGAAGAAUGUCUAUUUUAAACUAAACAAAAAAAAUGUUACACAAAAUAUUCCUUAUGACAGUUGUCUUACUCUAAUAAGAGAUCGCAGUAGAAUUGAUCUUUAUUUUAACCAUUCAGUUGAGAUCGAUUAAUUUUUAAGAGAACUAUAGAGAUGUUGUAUUAUCGAUGGCUUUGAGUAGCAUUAUUAAUUGCUUCAAAAUAUAGGUACUGGUUCUACAGCUCAAGUAAGACUUUACAAAAUAAAUUAGGUCUUUUUGGCAGAAAAUAUUCUAGAUCAUAAGUAAUAUGCAGUAAAAUAGAUUGAGAAAGAGCAAGCUACUGGAAGACAUCGUAUAUUGAGAUCGAAAACAUUAUUAGAAGAAAUAUUUAUGAUGAGGAGUUUGGAUCAUCCUAAUAUAAUGAAAUUACAUCAAGUUUAUGAAUCAGAAAGUAGAAUUUAUAUUAAUAAAUAGAGCAUAUUUUAUUAGUUAUUAGCUUAUUUGAAGGAGGACAAUUGAUGGAUAAAAUCAAAAACUUUAAUUUCCUUAUCAAAAGAGAGUUGGCUAAAUUGUUAAUUGAAACUGUACAUUAUAUGCACACCAAAGUAUUUUAUAUCGAAAUUAGGGAAUUAUGCAUAGAGAUUUAAAACCAUUUAAUAUCCUCUACAAAAAUAAAGAUCCUUAAGAUUGGUAAUUUGGAAUUGGAGAUUUUGGAUUCUCUACAUCAAUAAAAUAACAAUAACAUAUUCUAUAUAAAUGUGGUACUCCUGGUUAUGUGGCACCUGAAAUUAUAGAAUAUAGAGAAAAGUCUAAGAUGUAUGGAUUGUCAUGUGAUGUGUUUAGUAUUGGUGUAAUUAUUUAUGAAAUGUAAGAGUAGAAAAAUUAAAUAGAUUUUUUAAUGUCCAUCCUUUUAAAAGUAAGACAAAAGAUGAAACUUUAAGAUAAAAUGUAAAUGCUUAAAUUAAUUUUGAUGAUCGUGUUUGCAUCCCUUAAUCACUUAAAUCUUUAAUCAUUUCUAUGGUUAGAAAAAAUCCACGACAUAGAUUUACUUUAUAAUAAUGUUUAGAUCAUGACUUUUUUAAAGAAAGCUUAUCUAAAUUCAAUGAAUUAUCAUAAGAAAUUUAAGAGUAAAUUUAAAUAUAUAAUUUUAUAGACAUGAACCAAAAACAAUGGAGAUUAGAAACUUAAGGUGUUAGACUCUUUAGUUUUUAAAAACCCAAAAUAAUAGAAGAAGAUAAUCAUUACCUCAAGAUUUCUCUGUUACUUAAGAACCAUAAAUUUAAUAAAGUAAGUCUCAAAUAUAUUAUAAAAAAGGAAAAAGUAUUAUAAUUAAACACAGAUAAUCAGUUUCAUCUACACAUGAGUCAAAAUUCAAACUAGAAUCUUAACAAUAGUUCUAAUUGAUCUAAUAAAAUUAAAUAUAAUUUGGAUCUUAGCUAAAAUUAGCUUAAUUAGAAAAGAUUUGUGAGAUUUUAUUGAAUGAUUCAAAUUGCAAACCAAAAGAAUUUGGAAAUAUAUAUUUAAUUAAGAAAUAGUGA